This is a messenger RNA of Mytilus californianus (California mussel), 4543 nucleotides long. Its product is annotated as CD109 antigen-like. The record is from RefSeq and is a predicted model, not a curated record. Bases 111 to 4454 code for a protein of 1447 amino acids. Gene Ontology annotation, cellular component: extracellular region. The transcript is spliced from 37 exons. Gene Ontology annotation, molecular function: endopeptidase inhibitor activity. NCBI's taxonomy places the organism in Eukaryota, Metazoa, Mollusca, Bivalvia, Mytilida, Mytilidae.
UACAUCAGACGGCAUUUUGACAAAAAAAGAAAAAAAAAGUAAAGCUUUAUUGGACAUUUAAACAAUAUACCCCAAAAGUUUAAAAGUUCCUAGAUACACAAGGAGUAACCAUGAGACUAGUGUUAAGUCUGCUAUUGGCUUUAGUUGGACUCGUAUUAGCCAAAAAUACAUACAUUGCAACUGUACCAAAACAGGUUAGAGCUGGAUCAUCGGCUAGAAUUUGUUUAUCAGCUUUAAAAAGAGGCGAUAGACAAGUAACAAUCUUCGUAACAAUACUAGACAAACAAAACGGAACAAUAGCUACAGCCCAGGCACAACGCAAUUUACGUCGAGGAUAUGGAGUUGUUAAUAUAAGAGUACCAGGAAAGACCCCCGCAGGAUAUGAUUAUAAGAUAAGAGUGAGCGUUAUCGGAGAUAUUACAUUUGACAAAACUGCUGUAAGAAUCCAAGUUACAAGCAAAGCGUCAUCCAUUUUUAUCCAGACUGACAAAGCCGUUUACAAACCAGGAGAUAUAGUUCAGUUUAGAGUGGUUGGUACUAAUUCAAGAUUGAAAGUUCUCAGAGAUCCUUUGACAAUUUAUAUACAGGAUCCCAAAAAUAAUAGAUUAAAACAAUUUCUGAAUGUUCGCCCAGUGUUUGGUGUAUUUGCCGGGACAUUCCAGUUAUCUACCUUGACAAAUCUGGGACGCUGGACAAUCAGAGUGGAGCAAAAGAGAGAAAACAACCUUAAAGGGUUUGAUGUUGAACGGGUUGUUCUACCUAAAUUUGAAGUGAACGUUGUAUUGCCUCCAUUUGAACUGAAAACAGACAGAUUUUUCACAGUAACUAUCAAUGCACUGUACACCUUUGGGAAGCCAGUACAAGGUGAUGCAGAAUUGACUAUAAAACGUCGAUGGACAAGAAAUACUAAAGAUCAGAUUGUAAAGAAAUUCAAGAUAAAUGGAAAAGCUACAAUUCGAGUUUUGAUGAGUGAAAUUGUACCAAAACUAGGAACUUACAUAGAGGUUAUUGCUAAAGUAACAGAAGCAAUUACAGGCAUCUCAGCAAAUGAUACGGGAAAUGUUAGAAUUUAUGACACACCAGAAAAACUUGCAUUUUCCUCUAGUAUGUCAAGCGUAUUCAAACCUGGAUUGGACUAUACAAUAAUAUUGAGAGCUACACAGCGAGAUGAUAGUCCCUUGAACCCACCAUUGGGCUUUGUAAACAUUACGGUAACGUAUACAGUGCCUGGUGAAAAGAAACCACAAAUUGGGCCACCAAGCUUACCUCCACCUGGCGGUAAUCAGAUUAUGCCUUUUCGGCCAUUUCCACAACCAGUCAACAGAGACACAAAAGUACUCUUGUCACGUUUGAAACAGAUCCCUGAAUCAGGAAUAAUCAAUCUCUCAGCUAGAUUCCCUAAAGCAGCACAGUCUGGUAGAAUAGAGGCUUUUUAUCGCAAAUCGAGAGCAUCCAAAUUUUUGUCCCGAGCAGAAUCCCCAAGCAGAAACUACAUACAAGUGGAAGUUAAAAAUAACAGAAAAGCUCAGCCUGGUCAAAGAUUAGCAUUAGUUAUAAAAGUUACAGAAAUGAUCCGCUUCUGCAAUUACAAAGUUUUUUCAAAAGGAUCACUUAUAACACAAGGACGAUUUAGAAUGAGAAAUAGAAAACAGCAAGACCAGAAUCUAAGAAUCACAUAUGCAAUGAUUCCCCAAGCAAAGUUACUGAUUUACUAUGUAAGACGACAAAACGGUGAAAUUGUAGCUGAUGCCAUUACAUUUCCUAUUGAGGACAUAUUUAAUAAUAAAGUGUCUAUUAACUUCAACUCAAGACGAGCUAAGCCAGGUGAUGAAGUUCAAGUUGAAUUGACUGCUGAUCCAAACUCAUUAGUCAAUGUUCUCGCAGUCGAUAAAAGUGUCCUUUUACUGAAAUCAGGAAAUGAUAUAACUACACAAAAUGUAUUGAAUGCACUUCAAGGAUAUGAUAACUCGGGAUUCCUUCCAAGAUUUGGUGGAUGGGAUUUUUGGUUGCCAAGACCAGUGUAUGGCAGGGAUGCAUUCUCGAUUUUUAAUGGAGCUGGCGUUUAUGUGUUGACAGAUGCUUUGCUUUAUCAGUAUAAUCCACCUCAAAGUCGGCUAGGAGUACCAGGAGCACCAGGGCAACCUAAUUUAAGUUUUGCAGCUUUCGGAGGCGGAAGCGGCGGAGGCGGACCCCUUGCUGUUCCAACACGAACACGAAAGAACUUUCCAGAAACGUGGUUAUGGGUAAACAGCACAACAGGUUCUGAUGGAACAGCAACAAUAAGAGCGACAGCUCCUGACACUAUAACAGAAUGGAUUGCAUCAGCUUUUGCUGUUAAUCCCAGAUCGGGUCUUGGAGUUGCUGCAAAUACUGCUAAUUUAACAACUUUCCAAAGGUUUUUCAUGCGUUUUGAACUUCCAUUUUCCGCCAUACGAGGUGAAAUUAUCAUAGUCCAAGUCACAGUUUUCAAUUACUUAAACCAAGAUCAACAGGUUUCUGUGAAACUUGCUAACAAUGUAAACUUUACCUUUGUUGAUGCAAACGGAAACGACUUCAAUCCAGGCUCAGACGGUUGGACAAAGUCUGUAUUUGUGAAGAAAAACAGUGUGGAUUCUGUGUAUUUUCCUCUUAAACCAACAGCUCUUGGUAAAAUACUUUUGGACGGAACUGCAAGAUCUACUAUUGGUGCCGAUGCUGUUCAGCGUGAAUUCCUGAUAGAGGCAGAAGGUAUAAAACAAAACUACAACGUUCCAUUACUUAUUGACCUCCGACAAGGAGGAGGGUUUACAGAGACCAUUCCUUUGUCUUUCCCGGCAAAUCUUGUUGAAGAUUCAGAAUUUAUCAAAAUUCAAGUGAUUGGCGACCUGUUAGGAGCAACACUAGCGGGACUGGAGGAUCUUCUUCAGAUUUCAUACGGUUGUGGAGAACAGAAUAUGAUUAGAUUUGCUCCAAACGUUUACGUCAGCACCUACCUGAGAACAACAAACAGACUUACAAAUGAUGUACUCAAUAGAGUGAAAAACAUUUUAGAGGGAGGUUACCAGAGAGAACUUUCAUAUGUUCAUAACGAUGGAUCUUUCAGCGCCUUCGGAAAUAAUGAUAAAAGUGGAGCUACGUGGUUGACUGCUUUUGUGAUCAAAUCAUUUUCACAAGCUGUAAGUUUUACCUAUAUUGACAUCAAUGUCAUAUCAAAGGCUGUUCAAUGGAUUAUAAAGCAACAAGAAACAUCCGGGGCUUUUAAUGAACCAGGAAUUGUUCUCCAUAAGGAAAUGCAGGGAGGAUCUGUGUCUAGUAAAAGGAGUCUGACAGCAUUUGUACUCAUUGCACUUCUUGAAGCACGAGAUAAUAAACAAGUGUCCACAGAGGUGCAGGUGAUUCUAACCAAAGCUAUAAAGAAUGCAGUAGAGUUUGUAGCAAAUGGUGCACCUGCGUCAAUUGCUAAUGUAUAUGAACUUGCUAUAUCAUUCUAUGCAUUGUCGUUGGCAAAACAUCCGUUGGCAGGUGCAAUUUUGACUGAACUUGAGAAAAAGGCAAAAGUCAAUGGCGGUGAAAAAUACUGGACAUUACCUGAAACUGAAGCAGACAAAUUACAACCUUGGAAAUCCUGGAGACCACCACAAACUAAAGUCAGAGCUAUAGAUGUCGAAAUGACCUCUUAUAUCCUGUUAGGAUACAAUCUCAAAGACGAUACAGACAAUGGCAUUCGGAUAAUGAAAUGGUUAGGUAAACAGAGAAAUCCACGAGGAGGAUUCAUUUCUACACAGGACACAGUGAUAGCAAUUCAAGCUCUGUCAGGGUUGGGAGAAAAGAUUUACGUAUCAAAUUUUCAAAUGACUGUGAAAACUGUUGGUGACACAUGGCCUCAAGGAAAAACGUUCGACGUGAACAACAGGAAUGCUCUUGUAUUGCAAAUAGAAGAUAUUCCAAAUACAGUACGAAGUGUAUCGGUGAAUGCUAAUGGAAGAGGACUUUGCUUGAUGGAGGUAGCAGUUUAUUUUAAUGUCAAUGAAGACUUACGAGAGCCAGCAUUCGAUCUGACAACAACAGUACUCAAUGAUUCAACUAAAGGAUUCAGAUUAAGAGUUUGCUUCAGUUGGUUAAGGGGAGGACAAAGUACAAUGGGAAUGCUUGAAAUAUCUUUACCAUCUGGGAUGGAAGCUGACUUAGAGUCAAUCGAUACUACCAAUACUGGAGGACAAUACAAAAAAGUGGAGAAGGCUUUCCGUCAAAUUAAUUUAUAUUUUGAUGCGAUUCUGUCAGAGCAAAUGUGUAUUGAAGUAGACAUAAAAAGAGUUGCCCUGGUUGCUCGACAUAAACCGGUAUGGGUCAAAUUGAGGGAGUACUAUGAGCCAAGUAAUGAAGUAGUUAAGUUUUACCAAUCCAAAGCUCUUGCCAAUGCUACCAUCAUAGAAGUAUGUGGUCCCAACAAUUGUGAAGAAGUCAAGAGACGGUAAUGCUGAAAGGCGAGAAAAAGGAAAUGGUUACCAAACGAUCUAUAGAUAAAUAACUAUUUUUAUCAUAUACAAAUAAAGACUUGGUUUAA